AUGGCAGUUAUAAGGAAAAGGCGAACCUUUAAUACCAAAACCAGUCGGCAGCAGCAGCUGCAGCAACAACAACAACUACGGGCAAAACAAAGAUUUGAAAGCUCGAGGCUGAAACCGGAGCAGUCGACUACCACGAUUCAUGAUGAGAGUGAUACCAUUUCGUUUAGAUCUUACCUGCUGAUGAACUUUGUUAAAUCCGCAGAGUACAUGGACGUAUUGAUGACUCAACCGAUUCCGAACGACAAAAUUCGUCCUCCGGCGCUGUUUCCCAGUUCCAAGACUCUUGAAGCGAUGAAAGAGAGGCUGAGGGCACAGAGGGAGCAGUUACGUGGUGCCAAGGAGGCUCUGGAGCGCUUUACUUGGGGCAUGGAUGGAAAACUUCGAUUUUUGAAAGAUAAACUGGCGAAAACCGAAAAUGGGUGUGAAGGAACGGAGCCAAUCUUGGACGAAUAUCUCAGAGAAUUUGAUCUUCGAAGUCAGACGGGCAGGGUUGUGUUCCAUCAUGACAAGUUCAUCCAUUUACGAGGAGAUAUGAGGGAAGCACCAGCGGAUUAUUGGGAACAGUAUUCUCUAAGGUUAGAACAAGAAAGGAAAAAGGCGCUGGCAGCGAAGCAAGAGGAAGAGGCGAGAAAGGAGAAGCUACGUCUAAUGGAGAUGGAAAAGAGAAAGAAAGAAAUGGAGGAAGAGCGUAGACGAGAAGAGCUAGAAAGGCAAAAGCAGCUUGAGCAGUUGCAGAGAAAUGGAAUGGGUCAGGUGGACACACUACAUGAGCAUCUAGCAUUCCCAGGAUCCAAUCAAGGAUCGUUCCCGCAGGCUCACACAAUUGCUAAUACGCAGUAUGCGGUGCAGGGACAGAUUACCGCUAAUUCGAAUCCUUUGCAACUGCAGGAGCAGUUGCAGAAUAACGGCCAGCAGUUCUUCAACCAACAAGCUCCGCAACAAACGGUAUUGGCGCAGCCGCAACAGCGUGAACCAAUGAUGCAAGACCAAAAUGUAUCACAAACUCAGUCGCAGCAGCAACAACAACAGCAGCAACAGCAACAGCAGCCACAGCAACCACAGCAACCAGUCCCUGAUGGGGUAGAAAGCAUUUUUGGAGGUUUCGACGAUGAACCGUUCAACAAUGGUUUUGAAGACGACUUCGGUGAGCUUGAUACAGCAUUCUUUUAG
Molecule: messenger RNA, 1170 nt
Organism: Torulaspora globosa
Lineage: Eukaryota; Fungi; Ascomycota; Saccharomycetes; Saccharomycetales; Saccharomycetaceae
Gene: SNF6
Product: Snf6p
Exons: 1
Coding region: 1-1170 (389 amino acids)
Source: RefSeq, a predicted model, not a curated record